Drosophila pseudoobscura is the source of this 740-nucleotide messenger RNA. RefSeq lists its product as uncharacterized. The record is from RefSeq and is a predicted model, not a curated record. The transcript has 2 exons. The coding region runs from base 98 to 685 and encodes 195 amino acids. NCBI's taxonomy places the organism in Eukaryota, Metazoa, Arthropoda, Insecta, Diptera, Drosophilidae.
UAUUCGAUUAAUAAACAUCUCACGCCAUUCCCCACAACCGUCUCAUACACAUAUCGGGUGUCUGAAAUAUUUAAAGAAUUUAUUUUUCUAAACAAAUAUGCCCCCUCGUAAGCGCCCCAACAAGAAGUCUCCUGCUACUGCCCCUAAGAAAAAUGUCACUUCGAAGGCGGCUAAGGCGGUGGCCCAGAUCUGCUGCCGUGAGUGCUUGAAUGCGAAGCUCAACGAAUUGCCGGGAACGUCUGCAUCUGCAGCUGCAGCAAACGCUGCUACAGCUGACGCCAAGGAGCAGUCUUCGUCUACGGUUGCCAUAUGCCAAACGGAAAAUAAUGUGGAUGCAGUUGAAGCUUCAUCUUCGCCCUCUGGCAUCCAGAAACCCAUGAUAGUUCGUGCUAUAAGCGUAAUGAGCGGAUGGUUUGCCAAGUCAGAAACUUCAGUCAAAUCACACAUACGGACAUCCCCUGAAUUGAUGGAGUCCAUGGAAUCCAACAUCUCGCUUGGUCUGCCUGAUAUGUCUGAAGAUGGGCAGCGUCCGCCCAAGCGUCGUCGCGUUGAGCCAAAACACGAGUGUGAUAGCAAGAAUUGCAUGAAAUGCCUGGAAAAUAAGAAAAAGAACGAACUUUUAAAGGAUUGCUUUGAGCCCUCGAAGUCGGAGGGGGCCGAAGACAGCGAUGUCGAAUCAAUUUAAUGUUCAUAUCAAACAAACACAAAACCCAUCAAACACACAUUUUUUUCAAAAUUAA